AGCAGACGAAUAUACGAUAGUAUUGAGAAGGGUGUAGAGUGAACGAGUAUAUUAGGGGAGUUUGGGACAACAAAAGAAGAGCAGAGAGCGCCUCUACACAUAUUUUUUAGGGUUUGUUUGUUAUCAAUCAUCAAGCUUAGACCAAUCUCAAUCAUCAAUGGCGGAGGAGGUGCCUAGAUCUGCCGGCGUUGUGCUCCGAUUCAACGAUCAGAAAGGCUUCGGUUUCAUCAAGCCCGAUGACGGCGGCGACGAUCUCUUCGUUCAUCACUCCGACAUCAAAUCCGACGGCUAUCGCACUCUUUUCCCCGGCCAGUCCGUCGAGUUUUAUGUCCUUUUGGAUGAUAACAAGACCAAGGCUGUGGAGGUCACGGGGCCGAACGGAUCUCCUCUCCAGCAGAGGGGUUCGGGUGGGGCCCGCGCCGGUGGUGGUGGUUUCGGUGGGGCCCGGGGUGGUGGCGGGUUUGGUGGGGCCCGCGGAGGCGGUGGCGGUGGGGAGUGUUAUACUUGUGGGAGGCUUGGGCAUAUGGCUAGGGAUUGUGAUGGUGGGGCACGCGGUGGUGGCGGAAGGGGCGGAGCUGGUUAUGGUGGGGCCCGUGGCGGUGGUGAGAGGGGUGCAGGUGGGUAUGGUGGGGCCCGUGGUGGUGGAGCUGGGAAUGGUGUUUGUUAUAAUUGUGGAGGGAUAGGGCAUAUGGCGAGGGAUUGUACGAGUGCUCGGAAUGCGGCUGGUGGUGGUGGAGGGAUUGGAGGCGGGGCUUGUUAUACUUGUGGGGAGCACGGGCAUUUGGCCAGAGAGUGUCCUGUUGGUGCUGGUGGAGGCGGGGGCGGCAGGGGUUAUGAUAGGUUUGGAGGCUCUGCUGGAGGAAGGGGCUAUGAUAGGUUUGGAGGCAACGGUGGAGGAGCUGGAAGGGGAGGUGGAAGCUGUUACAACUGUGGUGAGCCGGGGCAUUAUGCUAAGGACUGUAACACAGUCCGAGAAUAAGAGUGUUUAGCGAUCGUUUGAAACGGUGGUUAUCUGUUUACUUUUUGUUUGUUCUUUUGAUGAAAUGAAUGAUGUUGCGUUUUUAGAUUUUUGACUUGGGUAUCAUGAUAGGAUAGUUUUUUGGGGUUUAUUGGGGAUGAUCCAUUCAUGUUUAUAUACAUAUCUUGGUCGUGGUAUGGAUAUGGCUCUUUGUUGGUUGGCGGGUUCAGUUACUAAUAACUGACAUUAUGAAUGAAUUUUGUUAUGGAUUAUUUUUCAUCA
This is a messenger RNA of Daucus carota subsp. sativus, 1240 nucleotides long. Its product is annotated as cold shock protein 2. The transcript has a single exon. The record is from RefSeq and is a predicted model, not a curated record. Gene Ontology annotation, molecular function: zinc ion binding; nucleic acid binding. Bases 158 to 979 code for a protein of 273 amino acids. NCBI's taxonomy places the organism in Eukaryota, Viridiplantae, Streptophyta, Magnoliopsida, Apiales, Apiaceae.